CCUGACCGGAUACAGUUUCCGGUGCAGCCUCAGCACCAGCCCGUCCUCCUCCAGCUCGGACCUCCAGGUGUAGUGACUGAGAGCAGCAUCCCGGAUCAUGGACGACGUCCCUCCGAUCAUCAACAUCGCGGUGGCGCUUCGGAUCCAGCCGAACGACGGACCGGUUUUCUUCAAGGUGGACGGAACCCGGUUCGGCCAGAACCGAACCAUCAAGCUCCUGACGGGAUCCAAAUAUAAGAUCGAGGUGGUGGUGAAGCCUGGAACCGUCGAGUCCACCAACAUGAACAUCGGAGGAAUCGUCUUCCCUCUGGAGCAGCAGACCCGGGACGAGGACUCGGUGGUCUACCACGGCCUGUACGACACAGAGGGCGUCCCACAUACGAAGAGCGGAGACCGCCAACCGGUCCAAGUCAGCAUCGAGUUUAAAAAGGCGGGGACGUUCGAGACGGUCUGGCAGGCCAAGUACUACAACUACUACAAGAGGGAGCACUGCCAGUUCGGCAACAAGUUCAGCAACAUCGAGUACGAGUGCAAACCCAAUGAGACCCGGACCCUGAUGUGGAUCAACAAGGAGGUGUUCAACUGAGUUGGGACGCCUGACUGCUGAGCAGAGGACCACCAGGACCUCCGGUCAUGAAGGGGGCACUCAGAUCCUAAUGGUCUAGUUUUAUCAACACUGGGAGAAAAUCAGCUGUUUGUAAUUAUCUUUUUUUUUUGGUGGGGUAAUUUAAUCAAUACAUUUCCUUUAAGUAAAAACAUCAGAAGUUGUUUAGUUUCACUUCCUGUUUGUCGUCCAAUCAGAGGUCACACCAGCUUGUCUUUGGAUUGUGAGAUUUAAAGGAGCAGUCUUAAGACCCUGCAUGAUGAUUUGUUCUGGUGUAGCUGAAGACUAGGAAGAACCGGAACCAGAACCGGAUCAGAUUCAAAUAUUUUACUCCAGUAGCCAGACUGGACCUAAACAGGUCCGGAUCAAUAGUUCUUCAGUGUCUGAAGGUACCUGAACAUCUUCAAAGGAGUCUUUCUAACCCUGACCUUUGGAUCAUUCAGGCAGAAAAAGGCUCCUGACUCAGUGGGCGUGCCAGAGUCGAGUACAGACAACACAACAGCUAAAACUGGAUCUUCAUCUACAUUUUAAAUAAAGUUUUGACUGGAUUGGGACUUUGGAACAGAACCGUAUCCUCUGACUGGCCGACUUCAGGUUAUCGCAUUGGGCUUUCGUUUUGUUCUUCAAACACUCCAAUUGUUCUGAAGCACCUGGCGGAGGUCCGGAGCUCUGAAGUCUGUUUCAGCGGCGGCGGUUUGGGACUACUUUCAUCAGCGGACUUAUCUAUGGAGCCGUUAACGUCCGUUUUUCGUGCUUUUGAAUCACAGCCUGCUCUUCCUCUGUUCCUUUUGCCAAACUGGUUUUGUUUCAUGUGAGAAACGGCGCGGGUUGUUUGUGUGAAUAAAUCAGUGCUGAAGCAGC
Molecule: messenger RNA, 1465 nt
Organism: Nothobranchius furzeri (turquoise killifish)
Lineage: Eukaryota; Metazoa; Chordata; Actinopteri; Cyprinodontiformes; Nothobranchiidae
Gene: cnrip1a
Product: cannabinoid receptor interacting protein 1a
Biological process (GO): negative regulation of signaling receptor activity
Cellular component (GO): plasma membrane
Molecular function (GO): type 1 cannabinoid receptor binding
Source: RefSeq, a predicted model, not a curated record